Parnassius mnemosyne (clouded apollo) is the source of this 1716-nucleotide messenger RNA. Lineage: Eukaryota; Metazoa; Arthropoda; Insecta; Lepidoptera; Papilionidae. The record is from the annotation of a GenBank genome assembly.
AUGGAAGCCGAUUUAAGGAUUUUAACGGACCUAAAAAGUCAAAUAGAAAGAAGUCGAGUUAAUUUUAAAAAGUCACCAAAAGAGCGAAUUACGCCUAUUUUUAUUGAAAUAAGACAGGAGGCUUUUGAAAAACAAUUUGGUGAAUUUUCUGAAAAACAUACGGGAUUAAUCAGCAAAUAUAAGCCCAACGAUUUGAAUAAAACUACGUAUAUUAAGGAAGAUUUGUUUCAAGCACUUUAUGAUACUUAUUUAGAUUACAAGGUUGAAUUAAAAAGUACAUUGUCCAAGUUUAAAAAUGAUAUUGUGUCACCUAGUUGUAGUGAAACAUCAUCUAAGCAAUCUAUGAAAUCGUCAUGUGUCAAGUUACCAAAAAUAUCUAUUCCGAAAUUCAGUGGCAAGUAUACGGAGUGGUCUACAUUUCGCGAUUUAUUUAUUUCUCUUAUUCAAAAUAACGAAACACUUGACGACGUUCAAAGACUGCAUUAUUUAAAAACACAAUUAACUGGUGAAGCUGAACAAUUGAUUCGUCACAUUCCUAUUACGCAAUCAAAUUAUAAAAAAUGUUGGCAAUUGUUAACUGAUAGGUAUAAUAACAAAAAAAUUAUGUCAAAUUGUAUAUUAAAGCGCCUAUUUAGUCAGCGUAACAUAACUUGUGAAUCUUCCAAUUCUCUUAAGGAAUUAUUAGACACUACCACAGAUUGUUUGCAUGAAUUGUCAAAUCUAGGAAUUGAUAUAAAGUCAUGGGAUGUUAUCAUCAUAUACAUAAUUAGUUUGAAGUUGGAUGUGGAAACUCGUAAACAAUGGGAAUUGUAUGUUAGCCAGUUACCUGAUGAAUUACCGACGUUUAAGCAACUAAAAGAAUACUUGGAAACUAGAUUUCGAGCUUUAGAAUUUGUGGAACCUAGUAAAAGUAAAACUCGCGCCAGUUAUGCCAAUUUAAACAAUAAUCCUAAAGCAUUACAUGUUACUUCCAAUUUUACAUGCCCCCAUUGUUCCGAAGGCCACCGACUGUAUAAUUGCAAACAAUUUGCUAAAGAAGAUGUUGAUAAGCGAAGAAAUAUUGUUCAAUCACUUGGCCUUUGUUUUAAUUGUCUUGGUUAUAAUCACAGUAAUAAAAUAUGUCGCGUAACAAUCAAAUGCCGAAUUUGUAAGCGAAAGCAUCACACUUUAUUGCAUCCAAAAAGUCAAGUUAAUUCAGCGACAUGCGGUGUCGCAAUGGAAUCGACAUGUAAUAACAAUGAUACAAUUUUAGAUUCCCCUAAAGACAAUACAAUAACAAACAUUGCAACCCCUUUUUUGAAGGAUAAAGUUCAAACAAAAAUUUUAUUAGCAACAGCCUUAAUUAAGGCUGAAUCAAAAAAUGGGCAAACUCAGAUUUUAAGGGCUUUGCUAGACCAAGGGUCACAAGCUACUUUUAUAUCUGAAUCCACGGUACAAUUAUUGCGUUUGGCUAAAAUUCCUACUAGAAGUUCAAUUUCUGGUGUCGGGAGUAGUCAAAGUAAAACAGUCUCCAAGCAUGUUGUUUUUAUUAAUAAUCAGUCUCUCCAUGACUCGUCUCUCGAUGUACUGAGCACUGUUACCACAGUGUUACCUGAAAGGAAGUUUACUAUUGCAGAUUGGCCAGAACUUCACUGCAUUGCUUUGGCUGAUCCUCAUUAUAAUAACCCCAAUAAAAUAGAUUUUUACUGGGAGCUGACGUUUAUUGUCAUAUUCUGA